Orbicella faveolata is the source of this 3799-nucleotide messenger RNA. RefSeq lists its product as uncharacterized. Gene Ontology annotation, biological process: organic phosphonate catabolic process. The record is from RefSeq and is a predicted model, not a curated record. NCBI's taxonomy places the organism in Eukaryota, Metazoa, Cnidaria, Anthozoa, Scleractinia, Merulinidae. Gene Ontology annotation, molecular function: 2-aminoethylphosphonate:pyruvate transaminase activity.
CCCGCGAGGCAGAGCGUGAUCGGUCUAAGUAAUCGGACGGAACAAUAAACUCUUUUCUGGUCAAAUUUCCUUUAACUUUCUUUUAUUUUCAUUCAUCGUUUCAUACACGCAUAGUCUUACUUCCGAAAUUAAUUAUUCUUAAAUAUAAAAGAUUUUUUUUUAUGCGUAACUCAUUCCAUCUCAGGGAUUUGGCCCGCACGGAAUCAUGUGACCUGUAGUCCCGGAGUGCACUGUUUCCGGUUUUGGUUUGUUUCCGGUGUGGCAUUGUGGGCAUUUAUCCUACUUUUUUAUGUCCAGCUUUCAAGUCCGCCCCUUCCAAGUUUCGAAAACCAGCAAAUGAUUGCACUAAAUAAAUAAAUAUGAUAGAUCAACGCAACAAAUUGAGUUACACGAUCCAUUUUACAACUCAUUGCCCGUAGUUCCUUGCCCCGUUCCCCGCCCAGUUCCCGCCCGCGUGCGGGAAGUCACGCAGGCCAGUUGUGUGUGCGCAUGACUUCAGUUGGCGCACAUCGUCUGUUAGUAUUCGCUCGUUUGCUGCUGUGUAGAUAAAGUUCCUCUACAGUUCCAUACCAGCAAGUGUAAGGGAUGGCAUUCCGUUGUGGAAUUACUCGGUCUUUGUCCCAUGUGGUCCGAGCUUGUAAAAGAUCUCCGCAAGUAAUUUACGGUACCUCGUGGAGGCUUUGUGCUUCGACUUCGAGUCUCGAUGAACCAGAUUUAGAGUCUGGACACAAGGACAAAAAGCUAUUUACACCUGGACCUCUGGGAGUGAGCUUUGAAACAAAGAAAGCCAUGCUUCGGGACCUUGGCUCACGUGACACUGAGUUUAUUAAUGUUGUGAAAACAAUUCGUUCAAGGCUCUUGGGAAUUGCUGGUGUCUCUCCAGAAGAAUACACUGCUGUUCUUCUUCAAGGCAGUGGAACAUAUGCUGUAGAGGCUGUACUUACUACAACAACACCGAAAGAAAGUGGAAAAGUUUUCAUUAUUGAAAAUGGCUCUUAUGGCAAGAGAAUGAUGAAGAUCUGUGAAGUUGCUGGAAUAGAAACAGUUGUAUUAAGUGGAGAAGAGAAUUCAAAAGCAGAUGUGAAGAAAAUUGAAGAAAUCCUGAAAAAUGACAAAUCCAUCACCAAUGUUGCCAUGGUGCACUGCGAGACCUCGACAGGUGUCAUUCACCCAGUUGCUGAAGUAGGCAAGCUUGUGAAAGAACAUGCCCCAGGAGUGUCAUUUUUCGUUGAUGCCAUGAGUAGCUUCGGUGCAGUUCCGCUCAAUCUAGAUCUUGCCAACGUUGAUUUCAUGGUCAGCUCUGCAAACAAGUGUAUAGAAGGCGUCCCUGGAUUCUCAUUUGUGAUUGGUCACAUUGAUUCCUUGAAGAAGUGUAAAGGAUGGGCACGCAGUCUUUCGCUUGACAUUGUAGACCAGUAAAAAGGAUUGGAGAAGAGUGGACAGUUUAGGUUUACCCCAGCAACACAUGCGAUGCUUGCCUUUCGAUAUGCUUUGUCAGAGUUCAAGGCUGAAGGGGGAGUUGAUGGAAGAGCAAACAGAUACAUGGAGAACUGCCACAUCCUACAAGAUGGAAUGAGAAAACUGGGCUUCAAGAAGUUCCUAGAUGACACCCAUGAAGGGUACAUUAUCACCUCGUACUACAACCCCAAACACCCUAACUACAAUUUCGAAGAGUUUUACAGUCGGCUUAACAGUAAAGACCAAGUUAUCUACCCUGGGAAAGUAAGCACUGCCGAUUGCUUUAGGAUUGGUAACAUUGGAAAGUUGUAUCCUGCCGAUAUGGAGCACUUGCUUAUGUGUAUCAAAGAGGUGCUAGGUGAUAUGGGAGUACCUGUCCCAUUACAUGACAGUUAGAGCUAAUUAGAACACAGCAUAGUGGUGAUAAUGAAAUAAGUGUAGAUGUUUGCUGUUGGUAUGUUUAGCAUGUUGUGAAAAACAGUUUACUGCAGCCAUAUGUGAUGAUUGUAAAGAAUCAUAAUUAUGCUGUUUCUAAUUUUGUGAUGUUGAAAGUAAUUUUUGAAUAAGUGGUGUAAUACCAAAACCAGAGAUAUCAGAUCUCUUCAAGCACAAGAAAUGCAGGUAGAAGACAAUGAACCAAGCUAAAUGUUGCCAAUCUUAGUAAAUUAUUAUUAAUAUAAUAUAUAAUUUGCAAUAUUAGGUUUAAGGAAAGUAUGAAGCUAAAGCUAUAAUACUAAUAAACUAUAAGGUGGAAUUCCUAGAUCAGUUGGGGUGGGGGGAGGGGGGCCUUCAAACUAAAAGAAUAUUCCAUUGGAGGAUUAUGGAUAUUUUUUUGAUUUUGGUUCCCUCUUUAUUGGUUCAAACACAGCAUGAAUGUGUUCAAAGUGAUUUAUAAAAUUCAUGAACACACAUAACACAAGAUUUGUUAACCAAUUUUAUAGUUCAGCAGCUACUAAUUUUGAAAGUGUAAUUGAUAACCAGUCUUUUUAAUAGUAGCACUUUGCGGUCAUUUUAUGUUAUCACUUGCAUGUCUGCAGUAAUAAACCACAGCAAAUUUGUACUAAAAAAAAUUGAGGCUGGUCAACAUAGUGUUUAGCACUCAUGAUUGAACUGGUAAACUCAGCAGUUCCUCUUUGCUGACUAUUAUUCACUCAGCAAAAAUGUAGGUUUUGUUAAGAUAGUUAAGUUGAUGAAGACUGAAAAUGAAUGAAAGUGAAACAAUAAAUAUUAUCUCAGUUUGAGAUGUGGUGCUAGAUGUAUAAAGCCUGGAAUGUGAGGAUAAAUUUGAAGCUAAAACAACAGGUGAAUUUAAUUGACUAAAUUUGAGAAAGCUUUGGGAUGUGAUUUUGCUUAACCUGUCAAUCCUGGGUAAAAUAUGCAAUCAUAAAAAAACUGCAUUCAUUUGCAGACAUAGAACAUGAAACUCUGUACAGCUCUUUUCUCUAAAAUUGUGUGACCUUGAUAAAAGAUUACUGGGAUUGCAACAGUGAAUUGCACGUGAUCCAAUAGAUAAGUGUUUCUGCCUGUCCUCCUGCAAUUUGUAGAAAUCAGUCAUUAGAUGCAGUCCAGUAUAAAAUGUCUCUCACAGUCUGCUUUUUUGGUUUUGUUCUUUUUUUGCAAUCUAACUUGGCUGCUUUAGAUUCUCAGCCAUCUUCUCAGGUUGAUCCAAUUUUUGAUCCUCGUGUUGGCUGUCAAAAUAGCUGUGAAUUAUUCAAUGCUUCCAGACAGAGGCUUACAAAUUAUUUUUAAUUAUCCAAAAAUCACACACAAACUGUAGCAGUUUGGUUGCACCUCUCACUUCUCGUACGCUCUUCUGAUCAUUUGGGAAUUAGUGAAUUGGCACGUUAGACACAUGUUUCUCAUGAGCUGACUGAUCUUUUGCAAAAAUUGAAUUAUUUUAAUGGAAUACAUUCGUGUAUGUAUUAUAAGGAAUGUAACAUGAUUUGUCCAAAUGUGCAGUGUAGGUUAGUGAGACUGAUAACAUGUAAUGCAUUUGUAUGUGUAAUAAAAUACUUGGAAAAUUUAUAAAUGUAUGUACAAAUAUCUCUGUCCAAUUGCCUUAUUUGGGUGAAGCUUGUAAUUCUUUUCAGCAAUUAUUUGCAUUGCUUUAAUUGAACUGUUUUGAUCAAAGACAGCCUGAUCUUGAAUGAGGUUCAAACUCACCCUCAGUGAAGCAAACUGCACAAAGUUACCCCCUUCCCCGACCCCCUGCCUCUCUAAUAGGUUGUAGUCCCACUACAUCAUAGAAUUGUCACUUAAGCCCUUGCUUCCACCCCCAUCCACCCUCAACUUGGCUCUUCCUUUGCAAGUUUGAUUCCUUUCCGUAAUCCCCUAACGACCA